Molecule: messenger RNA, 2387 nt
Organism: Prunus avium (sweet cherry)
Lineage: Eukaryota; Viridiplantae; Streptophyta; Magnoliopsida; Rosales; Rosaceae
Gene: PUB15
Product: Plant U-Box 15
Biological process (GO): cell surface receptor signaling pathway; protein ubiquitination
Molecular function (GO): protein binding; ubiquitin-protein transferase activity
Source: RefSeq, a predicted model, not a curated record
UCUAUUUUAGGCUGCACGUAUUUCCAAUUUGAAGGGCGACAGACCCGAAAAGCCCGCGAAAAGCUUCUGACAGGCACCAAGAACACACACACCACCUAGAAAGAAUCCAUGGAAAUUAAGGUUAGGGUUUCGUUACCUUCACAUUUCUUUUUCCCUCGACCUGGCCCCCUAUUCAGGCCGCGAAUGAAACUUGCAUAAACCCUAGCUAGUUAAUUUACUCGUCAUGAAACCAACGAAUAUAAUUAGAAACUAGGCUUUUCGUUUUUCUUUUGCGUGUGUGUGUGUGUGUGUUUUUGUUUUCGGUUAUAUACGUAUAUGUAUAAAGGUGGAGGCCCAUGGUGAUGGAUGGAGAGAUGAGAGACGAAGGUGAAGGUGGAGGUUGCGGAGGUGGAGGCGGAGGUGGAGGAGGAGGAGAGGAAACUGCCGAGGGUGUGAUAGAAUUGGUUGCUCAAUUCGGGGAUUACCGAAGGACGCAGAGGAAAGAAUGCUAUAACCUGGUGCGGCGUAUGAAGCUCUUGUUGCCGCUUUUCGAAGAGACGAGAGAGCUGGAUGGGCCAAUUCCGGAAAGGGGGGUUGCUUGGUUGGCUAAUUUGAAGAAGGUGCUUCUUAUGGCCAAGAAAUUGUUGAAGACUUGUAAUGAGGGGAGCAAAAUUUAUCUGGCACUUGAAAGUGAAGGAAUCAUGGUUAGAUUUCAUGCAGUUCAUGAAAAACUCAGUCAGGCUCUAGAUGGUUUGCCUGAUGAACUUUGCAUCUCAGAUGAAGUUAAGGAACAGGUUGAACUCAUGAUCAUGCAACUUAGACGAGCAAGGAAGCGAACAGAUACACAGGACAUAGAACUUGCAAUGGAUAUUAUGGUGGUUUUGUCCAAAAAAGAAGAUAGAAAUGCUGACAGUGCCAUUAUAGAGAGGUUGGCGCAAAAGCUAGACCUCCAUAAAAUUGAGGACCUUAACAGAGAAGCAAUAGCUAUACGGAACCUUGUUAAAGAAAGAGGAGGGCCAAGUGGAGAGACUACUCAGCAAAUCAUUGAUCUUUUUAACAGAUUCAGACAAAUCGCUGGAAUGGAAGCAACCAAUGUUAUUGACGACCCUGUUAUGCCUAAAAUGCUUGAGAAGUGCCCAUCUUUGAUGAUCCCUCACGAGUUCCUCUGCCCAAUCACGCUAGAAAUAAUGACGGAUCCUGUUAUUGUUGCAAGUGGACAGACAUAUGACAGAGAAAGCAUACAAAAGUGGUUUGACACCAAUCAUAGAACAUGUCCUAAGACCAGGGAAACUCUGGCUCACUUGUCACUUGCACCAAAUUAUGCUCUCAAAAAUCUAAUCAUGCAGUGGUGUGAGAAGAACAAUUUCCAGCUCCCAAAGAAAGAAACGUCCGCAGGCCAGGAAAGUUCCUCCACCGAACACAAAGAGGAGAUCUCAUCAUUGGUUGAACGGCUAUCUUCCAAUCAAUUAGAAGUGCAGAGGAAGGCUGUGAUGAAGAUUCGUUUAAUCUCAAAAGAGAAUCCUGAGAACAGAAUUUUGAUUGCCAAAAGUGGAGGAAUCCCACCACUGGUGCAACUUCUUUCCUAUCCAGAUUCUAAAAUUCAACAGCAUGCAGUGACGGCUCUUUUGAAUUUAUCGAUUGACGAAACAAACAAGAGACUGAUAACCAGAGAAGAAGCGAUUCCAGCUAUUAUAGAAGUCUUGCAGAAUGGAAGCACAGAAGCUAGAGAGAAUUCUGCAGCAGCUUUAUUUAGCUUAUCAAUGCUGGAUGAGAACAAAGUAGCUGUGGGGUUAUCAGAUGGCAUUCCGCCGUUAGUCGAUUUAAUGCAGAAUGGGACGAUUAGAGGUAAAAAAGAUGCUGCCACAGCACUGUUCAACUUAUCUUUGAACCAAUCAAAUAGGUCGAGGGCCAUUAAUGCUGGCAUUGUACCACCUCUACUCCAGAUACUCAAGGACAGAAACUUGGGCAUGGUCGAUGAAGCCCUCUCCAUCUUCUUACUUCUUGCAUCACAUCCAGAUGGACGGCAAGAGAUUGGACAGCUCUCAUUCAUUGAGACUCUUGUUGAAUUUAUCCGAGAAGGAACUCCCAAGAACAAGGAAUGUGCAACAUCAGUUCUUCUGGAGUUGGCGUCAAACAAUUCAUCCUUCUUACUGGCCGCACUUCAGUUUGGAGUGUAUGAGCAUUUGGUUGAGAUCACAGGGAGUGGAACCAAUAGAGCUCAAAGGAAGGCAAAUGCACUUAUGCAAUUGAUAAGCAAGACUGAACAAAUUCCUUGAACUUGUGUAAAAUGCGUUCUCGUUUAUUUGCUGAUUAUGCUUUUCUUUAUUUGAUUCUUGGGCCAAAUGCACCUCUCACCAGAAAUCAACAUGCUUAGUAAAGUUGGAGUCUACUCGUCGACUUUCCUUUUC